Molecule: messenger RNA, 5657 nt
Organism: Lytechinus pictus (painted urchin)
Lineage: Eukaryota; Metazoa; Echinodermata; Echinoidea; Temnopleuroida; Toxopneustidae
Product: probable tubulin polyglutamylase TTLL9
Exons: 13
Coding region: 124-1437 (437 amino acids)
Biological process (GO): protein polyglutamylation; microtubule cytoskeleton organization
Cellular component (GO): cilium
Molecular function (GO): tubulin binding; tubulin-glutamic acid ligase activity
Source: RefSeq, a predicted model, not a curated record
ACUUCCGGUUUAUAUUUCGAAUCGAGUUCGGGAUCGGGAGCGUGAAAUGUGUCGUUAAUUGAAAGUGAUACAUGAAUGAUUGUAUGAUUCCUCCUCCAGACUCUACAUGAUUAUUCUGUUGAAAUGAAUAAGAAUCCAAAGACUAAUCAGUCUUACAGAUAUGCCACACAGCGGCCAAGGGGAAUAGGAGACAGACCUAUUCGCUUCAAAUGUUCUCUACAAAACACCAUCAUAGAUGUGCUGCGGUCUAAAGGAUGGACAGAGGUUAGAGAAGAAGAGACUGACUUUGAUAUCUUCUGGGCGGAUCGAGGUUGGAUGAAGGAGUAUUUUGACCAAUGCUUCAUGCAAGACCAUGUACGCAUCAAUCAUUUCCGUAACCAUUAUGAGCUAACAAGAAAGAACCUGAUGGUUAAGAAUCUGAAGAGACAUCGCAAGAUGCUGGAGAGAGAGGCUGGCAAGAUAGAGGCAUCAAAGUGCGACUUUUUCCCUAUGACAUAUGAACUGCCUUCGGAGUAUCACAUGUUUGUGGAUGAGUUUAAGAAGUAUCCUGGCUCGAUUUGGAUCAUGAAACCGGUGGCUAAAUCUCAAGGCAAAGGCAUCUUUCUCUUCAGGAAACUCAAGGACAUAACAGACUGGAAGAAGAGCGACACGUACCGUCCAAGAGAAGAGAAGAAUGAUGACAAGGAGCCAGUGGAGACAUACAUCGUGUCCAAGUAUAUUGAGAAGCCUUACCUUAUAGGUGGAAGGAAGUUUGAUCUCAGGGUCUACGUAAUAGUCACUUCAUACAUACCUCUGAAGGCGUGGUUAUACCGGAGUGGCUUUGCCAGGUUUUCCAACACUCGCUUCUCUCUUGAUUCCAUCGAUGAUGCUUAUGUUCAUUUGACUAAUGUAGCCAUCCAGAAGACUGCUCCUGACUAUGACGCAGAGAAGGGGUGUAAGUGGUCCAUGCCUCAGAUCAAGAGAUACUUCACAGCUAAGCAUGGCAUUGAAAAUGUGGAACAGAUGUUUCGGAAUAUCAACGAUAUCUUCAUCAAAAGCCUCCAGAGUGUUCAGAAGAUUAUGAUCAACGACAAGCACUGCUUUGAGCUUUAUGGUUAUGACAUCCUUAUAGAUCAAGACCUGAAGCCCUGGUUGAUAGAGGUAAAUGCAUCUCCAUCACUGACAGCAAGCAGUGAAGAAGAUUACAUUCUCAAGUUUGGUCUCCUGGAAGAUGUCUUGCACAUCAUAGAUAUGGAAGGAAGGAUGACGGGUAAAGAGAAGCGGAUAGGAGGAUUUGAUCUGAUGUGGGACGAUGGACCCGUCAUGGCUGAAGAGGGCGGUGUGGACUGUAUCAGUCCUCCUUCAUACUCAACAAAUACAUUCCUGGGCUGCCACAAUGACAGGAAGAGACAACUGAGGCAACUCUUCAAACAGCUCGCUGCUCAACGCAAAACGUGACACCAUCUCAAUAUUGAACACUGUUUACAAAUUGCCUUAUGCUUGUGUGCAUGUGUUGAAGUCAGAUGAAGUUUGUGCAAUGCAAUGCAACUCCUAGAUACUGAUAUCAGUAGGUCUGAUGCUGUUGAGUAGAUAAGUGUGUACUCAUCCCCUUACGACGCAAGAUACUUCCUAUAGUCAUCAUUGAUCAUCAUGGAAUAGUAUACAAAUAAUAAAUGUUCUUAUCAUUCGUGCAAUGGACAAAAUACUUCACGAGGUGAAAGAUGAAAUGAUCCAUUCAACGAGGCAUAGCAGAGUUGAAUGGAUCAUUCGUUUCAUCUUUCACUGAAUGAAGUAAUUUGUCCAUUGCACGAAUGAUAAGAACAUUUAUUAUUUGGUUUAUAUGACACCUAAAAAUAGAUUCUAUUGCAUAUGAAAUGUGUGAAUUUCGAUGCAAAAUAAUUAUGUUCAUGCAGUGUGAGCUCGGUCUGUUGAUUGUCACGUGCAAUGGACAAAAUCGUAUGGAUCCAAAGUUGCACGAUUAAAAAAAAAUGGAUCCAAAAUUGCACGGUUGAUGACGUCAUUGUAAAAUGGGCUGAAUGAUCGAUAUCAAACAACCAAUCAAAUGGCAAGGAUCUGUCUAGGUGUCAUUUAAAGUUUAAUAAAUAAGAAGUCUCUGGUCCGAAAAAGGAAUGUCCGAUUCAAUAUAUUCAGUAUAUUAUCUCGCACCAGCACAAUGUAAUCUACUCCUCAUGAGAGCUCAGGCUCUGAUUCAUUUCCAGCUCUCUUUUCAUAACCGAAAUGCAAUGCAGGGAAUCAUUUUGAUUUAUACAUUUGAAUAGCAUUUUUGGUCAUAAGAAAAAAGCUAUCAACUUAUUAAGUUAUGUACAGUCCUACAUGUAUAUAAAAAUAUAUUAUAGUUCACUUUAGGCAUAGCAGUCUUUCAAAAAUGUGGAGCGAAUUGCGAUUCCCUGCAGUGCCAUGAAAAAUUCUGACCAUACAAAUUUGAAGGGGGUAAAGUAGUGAGGUAACAGUGGUUAGAUGACCCCCCCCCCCCCAAGAAACUACUUGCCACUAUUAAGGCACACAUUAGCACAACAUUCUUGCAGUUGUUUCAGCUUCAUAAAGCCUUUUAAUAAUUACAAAAGUACUGGUCAAUAUACAUAUUGUACAAUAUGAUAGCUUCUGUGGAAAAGAAAAUGCAAAAUUGAACAGAAGUUUAGCUUUAUACAUGUAUUUACAGUGUUUGUUCAUAUUUUUGAAGCAAGAUCUAUUUCUGACUUCUCUUUAUGUUUUUUUAUAAUUGCCAUAUUAUAUUUCUCACACUUAACUUUGGCCCUUUUGGCCAUCCAUGACAUCAUAUGGGUUCUCACUACCCCUCUGUUUGCCAAUAUUUGAUCACUUUACAGUAUUCAUAAGAAAAAUUCCCAUCAAUAUAUUAAAAGAAAUCAAAACUUGUACCUUUCUGUACGUACUACAAUGACAUACAUUUAAUAUGGUAUCGAAAGUGACAGCUAUUUUUUGACUGGCCAUGAACAUUUUCAUGUAUUUAGAGCUGGAUGUAAAACCAUAUUAUCUUUGCCUUAAAAAUGUUUUUUGAUGAAAAUCUAAUUGUGAUGUGAAAUGAUUUGUAUGUUGAUAUUCAAAAGGUACAAUUAAAACCAUUUUCAAUAUAUCAUUUUCUUGUAAUGUGUGCAUCAAAUCGGUUAAAGGUCAAGUCCACCCCAGAAAAAUGUGGAUUUGAAUCAAUAGAGAAAAAUCAAACUAGCAUAAUGCUGAAAAUUUAAUCAAAAUCGAAUGUAAAAUAAGAAAGUUAUGACAUUUUUAAAGUUUCGCUUAUUUUUCACAAAACAAUUAUUUCAACAUCUCAGUGACAUGCAAAUGAGACAGUCAAUGAUGUCUCUCACUAUUUCUUUUGUUUUUUAUUGUGAGAAUUAUACAAUAUUUCUAUUUUUUUACCGAUUUGAAAAUUAAGGCCAACUUGGCUGAACCAUAGUAUAAAAAUAAUGCUAAUUCUGCAUGUUCAGGGAGGAAUUAAUAUUUGUUUCACUUGACAAUGAGAAACUUAGAAUAUUUCAUAUAAUAAAAUACAAAAUAGUGAGACAGAUGGGAUGACGUCAUCAGUUACCUCAUUUGCAUACCGACCAGGAUAUGCAUAUAACUGCAGAGAUGCCAACCCUCCCGAUUUCAUCGGGAGGCUCCCGAAAAUUCAUCCCAACUCCCGCCCUUACGAUUACCAUCCUUAUCCUCCCGAAAUUACAAUUUUUUUUGCAUUGAUCAAAUUGGAUUGGAAGUACAUGUAUCGUCUGCUAACUUUAGCAUGUAGUAACUCCAUUACGUUUCGCUGCUACUAAAUUCUGUGUGAAAGGCAGACAAAUAAGGAGCAGCGAAAAGCUGGUGCAUGUGAUAUGCCCAACGGGAAUCCACUGUGCACCAGGCCGGUAGGCCUGGCUAGCUUCGCGAGGCGUGUGCGCUCGCGGCCGCUGGAUUUGUCGAGUCGUGCGAUGGAAUAUCGGUGUGUGAUUUCGGCGUAUUGAUGGGUUGAUAUUGACACGAAAUGGCGGAAAAUCAACAAAAAAAGACCAAGAAAUGGUCUCAGAAGUAUAAGACUGAAUACAGUCUCCAGUACCCGUGUAUUCGGAAAGAGGAAUCUACCAUGCAUUUUGCACAAUUUGCAGCGUGGACAUUAAAGUUGAGCACGGAGGUCGUGAUGAUAUUCGGAAGCACGUAGGGAGCAAACGGCAUACGGACAUUGCGAAGACGAGAUCUUCGAGCUCCACUAGUACCCUGUUGACUUAUUUCACCAAGCAAGGGACCAGCGAGGAGGAAGACGUUACCCGCGCUUUAAUAAUAAUAAAGAGGAUAAUUCCUCAUUAUUAUAGUUGAACAGGUACUUUUCUUCUAUUGUCCCCUCAUUUUUUUUACAUGUAAAAAUGCAUAUUUGAUAUUUUUAUUUUUAUGUCAAAAAAGUGGGAACAAUGUUUUUUUAAAAACAUGUGAAAUGCUCCAAAAUAAGGGUCAGAUUGCACCAGAGAGCAUCUAGAAACCCAGAGCUUCCAGGGCCCUAAGGCGGGCCCUCGACCCCGGCCGCAAGGGUCGAGCGCUCUGCGCUCGAGAUGUGCGCUACGCGCACAUAAUUUGGUGUCGGUUGCAAAUCCUCCCUAAUUCUGAUUUCCAAAAGUUGGCAUCUCUGUAACUGUUUUGUGAGAUUUUCAGCAUUAUGCUUGUUGGAUUUUUCUCUUUUUAUUCAAAUCAAUCUUUUGUUGGGGUGGACUUGUUCUCAGAAGACAUGCAUAGAAAUAAUCACAAAAACGUAUAAUGUGCAAAUUAGGCCUUUAAAAACUUGUACAAAUAUAUCUGGCUCGGAAUUGACAAGCCCUCUGACGAAUAGUUGAAAGCAGAAAAAUGAAAAUAUUGGUGAAGGUUGGAUGCAUAUUUGUCAAAGAAUUGUCAAAAAGAGCAGCUCCAUCAGAUUUCCUAAAUUGUAAAUUUUCAACUCCUUCAACAAAAUGAAACAUUCCAUUACAUGAUAUGGGGGAGCUGCUCACAUACUGUAUGUCAUAAUUUAUGACAUGAUUUUGGGGACCCGAUUUGUUCACGACUAGUUUGCGCAUCAAAUACUGUCACGUAGCACCAUGUCAUGAAAUACGCAGACCAGUGUAAGGUAAUGCUUGAAGUUCAGUGCCAAAAUAUUAGAAUUCUUUUUUUAAUUAUUCAUAAACUGUGUGCAACCUUGUCGAGCCAAGUUACGUGGGGCACACAUGUCACAAAUUUGUGAAUAGGUUACGCCUAAAACGCAUGCGCAGUUUGGCUGUAACAAACGGAAAUUCACAAAUCAUCAUGGAGUCCGACUGUAUGCCCCAAUGAAUGACAACGACGUGAAUGACGUGACGGUGCAUGAACUAUUCGUAAAUACUGCAUGAACAUGCUGUGCCUAUGCGUAAAUCCGUGAUCGGAGGCACUUUGUGGCCCACAUUGUCACAUGUUAACACGGUUGUGCUUAUGAGGGAACCAAAAAAUCAUGCAAGUGUCAUUGCAUUAUUCAUAUUUCCCGAUUUCCAUUUUGAAUAUAUAUAUCAUCAAACAGAGAAGGCCAUGACCUGGACUACUGUCACUGCUAUGAGCAACAUCACGCAAACAAUUCAUCAUGACAAGAAUCCUUCAAAAAUGUUUGUUGCUGAACAAGAUUGUUGUACAAGCAUUUGUUAUACUGAAAUAAAGCCAUUUGAUUGGAACAUAAA